Messenger RNA from Nannizzia gypsea CBS 118893, 1437 nucleotides. RefSeq names its product translation initiation factor eIF-2B subunit beta. Gene Ontology annotation, molecular function: translation initiation factor activity; guanyl-nucleotide exchange factor activity. The record is from RefSeq and is a predicted model, not a curated record. Gene Ontology annotation, biological process: translational initiation. The transcript has 3 exons. Lineage: Eukaryota; Fungi; Ascomycota; Eurotiomycetes; Onygenales; Arthrodermataceae. Gene Ontology annotation, cellular component: eukaryotic translation initiation factor 2B complex. Bases 1 to 1437 code for a protein of 478 amino acids.
AUGGCGUCUAUGGCGGUGUCCCUGUCUCCAGGGCUCUCGACCUUUCUGCGCAAUCUCAAGGUCAACUCGAUUGAAUCGUCCAUAGAAACACUCAUAUCCUUGCUUAAACGGAGACAAAUACGCCAGUCACACUCAUGCGCGGUUGCUACAGUCUACCUGCUCAUGCGAGUAGUCUCUACAUACCGCGUAUACUCGCCAGAGCAUCUGAUCGAGCGAGUCCAGCAGGUUGGCAGGCUCAUUGUAGCUGCUCAGCCCAGGGAGAUGGUCGUGGGGAAUAUCGUCCGGCGGGUGCUUGGUUUGAUCAGAGACGAGUCAGAGAAUGAACGGUUCAUAGGCCUGAGCUUGAAAAACCGGCCACGCCAGCAGCAGCAACAUCAGCAGCAGCAGCAGCAGUCAGGAACUGCGCACACGGGUACACGCUCACGGCAUGCACCGCAGUCCCGGAGACGAGGAGGCAAUAACCAGGAGAUCAAAGGCCUGUCCCCCUUUGAUGCGAAUGGACGGUAUCUAUCCCGUCCAGCACUCAUGACACAUCCGUCCUUUUCUGGUGUGAUGAGUACUCCUGUGAUAUCCAUGUUCAAUCUACUUUCCGAGCCUGAGCCUGAAGAGGCCCCGGAGCUUGAAUCAUCAUCCCCCAUCGUACCAGAGCCAGAAUCAGAGAUGCCCUCCGAAGAAGAGGAUGACCCGAACGGCAACGGGAUAAAGGACUUUAAAGCCGAAGUCCUCGACGGUAUAACUGAGAUCGUGGACGAGCUGCACCAAGUAGACGAUCAAAUCGCUGCCUACGCACUCGAACACAUCCAUUCUAAUGAAAUCAUCCUCACCUACGAAUCGUCUGUCUCUGUCCAGAAGUUCCUGCUCAAGGCUGCUGCGCGCCGCAAGUUUACCGUCAUACAUGUUGAAUCAUACCCCAACAGCCACAAGGACAGCCAUGCUGCUGUCACCGGAACGCUGACGGGCGACGAAGAAGGCCUGGCUACGGACUCGUUCCAGAAGCCUCUGAUUGCACUGGGGAUCACAGUCAUUCUCAUCCCUGACUCGGCCGUGUUUGCACUCAUGUCUCGAGUCAACAAAGUCAUCUUGGGCACCCACUCUGUCCUUGCCAACGGUGGCCUCGUAGCCGCAGCUGGAUCUCGAGUCGUUGCUAGUGCCGCCAAGGUCCACAAGACGCCUGUGGUCGUGGUUAGUGGAAUAUACAAGCUCAGCCCGGUCUAUCCGUUCGACUAUGAGGCUCUUAUCGAGUAUGGAGACGCCAGUGCGGUUGCAGAUUAUAUGCAUAGCGACAUUGCUGAGAAGGUCGACGUGAUGAACCCGUUAUACGACUAUGUGCCGCCCGAACUUGUUGACCUCUACAUCACCAACGUGGGUGCUCAUGCUCCUUCAUACCUCUACCGCAUUGUAUCAGACCACUACCGGACCGAGGACAUCACUUUUUAA